GUUCAUAUUAAAGUUUAUACGUACACUUUUUAGCUUGGUGGAUAGUGUUACUAUAGUUGAUAGAUUUAAUUUAUAAAUAAAUUUUAAUUUUUUGUAUUUAAGUCACAUUAAAUAUUAAAUAAGAAAUAUUUCUGGCACACAACCUUUAUAUUUUUACUUUCAAAAAUUAAAAAAAAAAUAAUGAGUUUGAGGAUGUUACACAAUCUGUGGCAGAUUUCGUGGUAGAAUGCACAUCACGGACAUAGCUGAAGAAAGGCGUCGUGAUGAAGAAGAUUGGUGGACCCUCAUGACCGAUCGAUCGUCAUCAGGAUCCAAAGGUUGCGGGGGAGGGGUAGUCCUCAUCACCCAGAGGGUUUCAAAACCUACCAUGCCCUCAUGUAUUUAUUCUCUCUAUCAAACAAUGAGGCAAAAUAUGAGGCUCUGCUUUCCGGACUCAGAAUAACCAGUUAUUUCAAAGUCCAAAAGUAGAGGGUUAAAAGCGACUCCAAGUUGGUAAUCAAGCAGCUUAGGGGAGAAUGUGAAGCUAAAGAAGAACGAAUGCAGAAGUGCAAGGAUGCAUCCCCGGAGCUCAUCAAGAACUUUGAGCAGUCUGACCUGGUAUAUGUUCCGUGAGCCCAGAACGGGGAGGCAGAUAUCCUGUCAAAGUUGACGCAGGAUAGAAGAAUUAGAUCAACCGAGCAUAAAGGUAACAAAAGGCCAAGAGGUGUUGCCCAUCGGGUCUUCACCGGAGUGUUGGAUUAAUGACAUGGUAAAAUAUAAAGUGGACGGAGCACUACCAGAAGACGAAGAAAAAGAAAUGGUGAUCAAGAGACGAGCUCCAAGCUAUGUAAUCCAAGACGGGAAGCUUUACAAACGAAUCUAUAAUGGUGUGCUAUUGAAGUGCUUAAGGCCGAAACAAGCCCAACAGGUGAUGAAGGAAUUGCACGCUGGGAUUUGUUCAUCGCAUCAUGGACAAUGAAAAUAGUCCGACUCCGAGCCUUUCAAAGACUUGUGUGGGCAGUGGGGGAGUUGAGGUCAGCAAAGCAUCUGUUGCAUAUCCUCAAUGCAACUGGCAAGUAGAGAAUGCAAAUAGGACUAUUGUAAUUGGCAUAAAGAAGAAACUGGAGUCUAUGGGGUUACUUUGGUGGACGUGUUGAACAAUAUACUUUGGGCCUAUCGAACUACACCAAGGAAAGCCACCGGAGAAACUUCAUUCACACUAAUAUAUGGUUUUGAGGCUCGAGCACCGUUCGAGGCUAUAGUGCCGAGCAUGAGGGUGGAAAAUUACGAUCCCUGAGAAUAAUGAGAGUUACUAAGAGUCAAGCUCUGCCUAAUUGAGGAAAAAAAGGACUGAGCAUUCAUCAUAGCUGAAAAUUAUAGGCAUCAGGUGAAAGAGUAUCAUGAUGCUUAAGGUCAUAUCGAGACAAUUCGAUAUCGGGGAUUGGUCCUCAAGAGGUGAUCUGCCAGCCGACCUCUAGAGGGAGGAAAGUUUUCCAAGAAUUAGGAGGGGCCUUAUAAAGUCAAAGGAAUAGUUGAACUCGGGACCUACAAAUUAUGUACUCUUAAUGGGAAGCUGGUGGACAGGGUUUGGAACUCUAUACAUUUGUUGAAAUUCUACCAGUAAGUGUGUAUUUCUUUCCAAAAGAAAGUUUUAAUAAAAUUCUGUUUUGGAUUCACAAAUAUCAUGUACAUGUGACAAUACUCGCCAAGGUUUCUUAACCAACCAGGGUCAAGGAAGAAAGGAAAGGUCAUGCCAAACAGGUACUCGCAAAAGCUGAAGUGAAAUUCCGAACUCAUCUAAAUUCUAAAAGCUCAAAUAUAAUCGUUCUUAAGAUAAGAGCGGGACUUAACAACCUUUCCCAAGGUUAAACAACCUUCAUGAACAAAAUCAAAAUUUCCCAAAAACGAGAAAGAUAUCAUUUUUCAAGGUUAAAACUGAUUUUACAAGGCUAAAAAUGAAAUAAUGGAAUAAACUUCGCACCAAAGGUUUUAAAUGAAACUCCACCAAUAAAAGAGGCUCAUCGUGCGGUCAUAAUGACCGAAAUGAUAGCCCAUUUGAUAUGGCUCAGAUAAUGACAGCAUAAGGGUUGUAGGUUGGUGAAAGUCCCCCAAAAUGGUGAGAGAUGACCUUGACCAGGAAUUCAAAGAAAAACCAAGUAAGGAUAUUGUUGAGGUUUACUCCCUCAACCCGCUGGCCCAACACGUAACCUGAGGGUUUCGAAUGGGUAAUGGGCAAGUAAGAUGAAGAAACAAGCAGGAAAAUGGGCCACAACUGUCUUUACUUACUCAAACUAUUACAAGCCGAAGGGCCGAGCGUACGAUACAUAUGUUACGAACUGAUAUUGGUGCUAGGGUGCUUCAAUGCUAAAUUGCGAACCCCCCACAAUGAAAUAAAUGCUGCUAUUUAUACUAUCCAGGGGUAGUUGGGAGCAUUGACGUGGCUGGCUGUGAGCGACAUGAUCCCAACCACCAAAUCUUCUGCAUUUAAUGUGUUUCCCGCCAGGAUCUUUGUUUCCCGCCAGGGGGUGGGGACGUUCGUCCCUAAGGGGUGGGUCCAAUCUUCUGAUGGAAGCCUGACCUCCUGUUAUAGGAAUAAGGGACGUUCACCCUUCUGCACUCGAAUCAUCCUUGGCCCAUUCUCGAGCCGCCCUUGAUACCCUGUCGUGGGUUGGGGGCGUCCAUCCUCGCAAACCCCGCAGGACCCGUGGGCCUGGUUACCUGCCGUCAAUGGAUCACGUACAUCUCAUGGCCCUCGGGACCCGAUACCGACUAGCAAUGGGCUACGUACGUCCUCUGAUCCUCGGGGCCUGGAUAUCCACUGGCAGUGGAGCCCGUACGUCUUCUGAUAUGGGCCUUGGUAUUGCCUGACUACGGGCUACGUACGUCCUCUGAUCCUCGGGCAUGGCUGCCCGUUGUGAGUGGGCUGCAUACGUCCCUUAGCCUUUGGGCCUAGAGACUUGACCUUCUUCUUGGGCUUAGGAUAGGACGUUCAUAGGGGGCCCUUAGGGGUUGAUGGGCGGGCCCUCGGUGGCCAUUAACCCAACACAAGUCCCCCACUACUGAUGUUCCGAGCGUGCGCGGGACAUAAGGAAGUAACCGUUUUCUUCGUACUGCUUUGAACCGCUACCCUCCUUCCUCGAUGUGACGGUUGCUUCUCUGUCGUUGUUCAUGGGGCUCUAGGUGACAGUUAUGCUGGCCGGUUCAACUUCCGAUGUAAAAGUAAUCAUUUUGCACCUGUCCGUCACAGCGUGACACAUGUCCCUGGGUACGCUCCUCGCCACGUGUCAUCCGUGGGUUGGCCAUUGGAGGGGCGUAUCCCCCUAUAAAUACCGGGAUCGCUGGAAAGAUUAGGGGUUUCCAUCUUCCACUUCCUUCCUCGAAUCUCAGGCGCUCCCCUGCAAGUGUUCCCGGUUCUCACGUUCGUCUUUGCUUUCAAGUUCCGAAGGUAAUUUCUUCGAUUUUAACUCAUCUUCUUUCCCCUCGCAAUCUUUCCCCAUAGCCUGUUCCAUGGAAAUCUCCUCCGAAUCGGACACAUGCUCUAGUUCUUCCACGGGUUCUUCUGUCGGUUCUUCCUCUGCGGCGGGCUCUAGGUCCCGUUCCUCAGAGGGGACAAGUAGUUCUGGCAACUCCAGCGCCCCCAUGGUGGUGGGCCACGUGGCGGCGAAUGAGGCCGCCCCUUUGAAUGUAGGGGGGAUAUUGGUAUGGAUGUCGUCCCUGAGAAUGCUGCAGCGACGGCGGCGCAACCAGAUGCGGAGGCGGAGCACCUUACCGAUUAUGACUCCGGUGAAGAGGCCGAAGAAGGGGACGACCUUCAGGUGUUCAUGCUCGGUUUCCCCAUGGACCAACAUCGGCACCUCGUGCUUAUCCCUAUCGUCACCGUGAUCGAUCAGGUCUUCUUUAGGAGGGCCCUAAAGGAGCUGCAAACUCUCCUCCCUCCACCGUUCUAUUACAGCCUCCGGGGUGCGGACAAUCUCUUCAGAAAGACGUUCGGGAAUGGUUAUGGUGCAUAUGGAUUCAGUAAAGGCCGGACUGCGCUUCCCACUCCAUCAGUUCUAGUUUGAUUUUUUCGGUUGCUACAGUGUCGUUCCGGCUCAGUUUAUGCUGAACUCUUAUCGUCUCAUCUCCGCCUUUAUUGUUCGCUGCAAAUUGCAAGGACUCACCCCUAGUUUGGAUCUUUUCCACCAUUUCUUUCAAGUCGCCCUCCAAAACGCCGAUGGGUUUCUGAGUGUGGCCGCACGUCCCAAAAGGAAGUUGUUCGAGGGCGCCCCCACUUCCAUUCAUGACUGGAAAUACCGUUUCUUCUUCCUUCGCUAUUCGGACGAGCGGCUUCCUGUGAGAUGGAACGGGUAUCCUCCGAAGAUAACGCCACCGGAGCUGGCUCAAGAAUUGCAAGGCGCCAUAGAUAAGCUGAAGCUGGGCGGUGUCAAGGGGCUGAAGGAAUUCCUGACCAUCCAGGCACUCUCUGACGCAGGGAUAGGUCUUCCCCCUACUCAGGAUCAGAUGGAUCGUGAAGCCAUGAAAUCUCGUCAUGAGGCCAAGGCCGCUACGCUACGAGCGGCACAGGUGAAGGCCCGUGAUUCUGGGAGAUCAAUUACUUUCUGGUGAAAUGAAGGAAUGUCGAGAAGUUCUUGGAAUCUUGGGAUACCAAUUACUUUUUGUGUUCUACUAUUUAAAUUUGAACUGUAAUGAUAUACAUUUGUUAAAUCUUUUUGGAGAUACUCUUGACUAUUUCCGCUGCACAUUGUGAAUCUGUGAUUGUGCUUUUAAUUAUGGAAUAUGGAUGCUUAUUUGGAAUUUGG
Molecule: messenger RNA, 4778 nt
Organism: Cuscuta europaea
Lineage: Eukaryota; Viridiplantae; Streptophyta; Magnoliopsida; Solanales; Convolvulaceae
Source: the annotation of a GenBank genome assembly